Carassius gibelio (silver crucian carp) is the source of this 1186-nucleotide messenger RNA. It is a transcript of the gene plekhf2, whose product is annotated as pleckstrin homology domain containing, family F (with FYVE domain) member 2. Gene Ontology annotation, molecular function: metal ion binding; phosphatidylinositol binding. The record is from RefSeq and is a predicted model, not a curated record. The transcript is spliced from 2 exons. Lineage: Eukaryota; Metazoa; Chordata; Actinopteri; Cypriniformes; Cyprinidae. The coding region runs from base 260 to 985 and encodes 241 amino acids.
AGGAUCAGUGUUUAUCCAGAUUAGUCCCUGCCCCUUCUCCCACACCACCCCGACCCAGAGUCACGCUAGUGACGCUUACAUUCCCUGCUCCUGCCCUCAGCCAUAUUGAAAGUGCAGUUUCCGAGUUUGGCUGCCCGGGAAAGUGGCAAAAAACUUCCAUCUAACGCUUUUUGAUUUUGGAAUUUAAGUAUUUUGGCCGUUGGAAAUCUUACAAGAGAUUGUGGCUCCGCGUCUACAGCCGUCGAUCGGCGUGUGAAAGAUGGUGGACCGCUUGGCGAACAGUGAGGCCAACUCUAAGCGCAUCGGAGUCGUGGAAACAUGCUUCGGCACAGCAGGUCAACCGCUGGCCAUCCCAGGUCGAGUGCUGAUCGGAGAGGGCGUUCUCACAAAGCUGUGCCGCAAAAGGCCCAAAGCCCGGCAGUUCUUCCUCUUCAAUGACAUCCUGGUGUACGGCAACAUCGUCAUCCAGAAGAAGAAGUACAAUAAGCAGCACAUCAUCCCUCUGGAGAGCGUCACCAUAGACACGGUAGAGGACGAGGGCGAGCUGCGCAACGGCUGGCUCAUUAAAACGCCCACCAAAUCCUUCGCCGUCUACGCCGCCACAGCUACGGAGAAGUCUGAGUGGAUGAGCCACAUAAGCAAGUGCGUCUCGGACCUACUGGAAAAAAGUGGGAAAUCUCCCACCGGCGAGCACGCGGCCGUCUGGGUGCCCGACUCUGAGGCGACCGUGUGCAUGCGCUGCCAGAAGAUCAAAUUCAACCCCGUCAACCGCCGCCACCACUGCCGGAAAUGCGGCUUCGUCGUGUGCGGCCCGUGUUCGGAGAAGAAGUUCCUGCUACCCAGUCAGUCAACCAAACCGGUGCGGGUGUGCGAGUUCUGUUACAAACAGCUCUCCACGGGCGGCACCCUCCCGUCCCGCUCAGACUCCUUGUUAUCCAGCAACAAUAUCUCAGACGACGACGACGACGAUGACAGCAGUGACUGAGGGUCGCAGAUCAUAUCCCAUAAUUUUAGUCAAAUUUUCAUUCAGGUUUGCAAAGGUUCCUGUGGCAAUAACACCUUCCCAAAACAAUUAAACGCCCCUGUGCAUAUGAACAAAAGAUUUGAUGGGAAUUGUUCCUGUGUAUUAAUGAACACUACUUGUCGGUUCGCUCUACUUUCACAUUAAAGUCACUCUCAUAAUCCA